Messenger RNA from Amyelois transitella, 1999 nucleotides. RefSeq lists its product as uncharacterized. The transcript is spliced from 5 exons. Bases 252 to 1517 code for a protein of 421 amino acids. Lineage: Eukaryota; Metazoa; Arthropoda; Insecta; Lepidoptera; Pyralidae. The record is from RefSeq and is a predicted model, not a curated record.
AAGCUUAUCAAUAAAUAUGAUUGCAUUCAAAAAUGAUGUAUCAGCUUUAAAAACAACAAAAUAGUUGUACUCGCACAAUAUGAUAACAAAGAGCUACUUAGUUAUGAAUAACAAACAAACAAGAGCGUCGCCCCGACCCCUGACCCCUUAUCUAUCGAGGGAGGGCCAGUCGGCCAGUCUUCAGCAGAGUUCCCUAUCGUGUACUCUGGUGGUUAUUUGAGAUAUUGGAAAUUGGUCUUAUUUAAGUGAACAUGUAUACUGCGCUGUGGACAGCGGCGCUCGUGGCCUGUUUUAGGCUAGCGUCACUUGCAGACUCAACCCCGGCAUGCGUGAUAGAGCUGGAAUGUCGUGAGUGCGUGCCCGACCACAUGCCGCUAGUGACGUCACACAGCGCGCACGGCGGCCGCGUGUCCGCCGCGCACGGCGACGAGCUGCGGCUGGCGUGCGGCGGCGGCGCGCUGCUCGCCUACCCCGGCCGCGGCGCCGUGCGCGCCGUGUGCGAGCACGGCCGCUACAGGGUGCGCGAGGACGGCCAGCUCAGGCAUCUGCUGGAGCUGGGGUGCCAAGAGGACGUGUUUGAGGACGUCUUACAUGAUGUUGAGCAUUGCGGUUCUCCGCUCCAAGGCCGCGCGUACAAGACGGCGGCGAGCGGCGCGCCGCGCCACCUCGCCACGCUGUGCUACGACGCCGAGCGCGCCAUCACGCGGCGGGCGCACGCCGUCGCCGCGCCCGGGGACGAACUCCACAUGGCGCCGCAUUCGGACAACUUCUCGCCGCUCACCAUCCUCGGCAACUUCAAUCACAUGUUUGAUGCUAACACGAGGAGAGACGCCGAAGCCCUGUUUUCAGACGACGUCAGCGCGAACCGCAGACUCCGCGAGUUGUUAAAACAUGAAGACAUCGCGCUGGGAGACCAGUCCGUCACGGCCGGCAAGUUGCUAGCUCCACAUUACUUUGAAGAUCAGAACGCUAGAGUCACAGAAUUUGCGUCUAACAAGAUGGUAAUGUGGCGCAGCGUGGCACACGGCAACUGGCACCACUUGCAGCGCGACGUGGCGGCGGCGCUGCAGUCGGCGCGGCGCGUGAACGCGUCGCUGCACGUGUUCGCGGGCACGCACGGCGCCCUAGGGCUGCGCGGGCGCGGCGGGCGGGCGCGCGUGGCGCUGCGCGCGGGCGGCCGCUUCCCCGCGCCGCGCCACGCCUGGGCCGCGCUCGUGGACCCGCGCGGGGCCGGCGUCGCGCUCGUCGUGCUCAACGAUCCCUUCGUGGCCGUCAGCGAGAUUAAGGACGCAGUAUUCUGUGAGAGCAUGUGUUCCUCCAUUUCUUGGCUGCGGGAACUCCGGCGCAACCGCAAUUACGAGACUCCCUUGCUCGGCCUUACGUUCUGCUGCAGUCUGCAGAACUUCACGGACGUCGUCACCGAGUUGCCCAAGAAGAUAAUCCCUCGCCUGGACCAGUAUUCAAUUCUAACGGACUUGAAUCUACAGGAGAGUGAUCCUUCAAGAAAUACAGUUUAAUUAUGUAGUAAGGAAUCUGCGUCCAGUCAGUCUUCACGAACGUUGACAAGGCAUGUGUCAUUUUGUUAAUCUGUUCCUGCAAUUACCUGGAAAGAUGUAGGAGAGAAGACAUGUGCCAUGUGCCUUAUUAUCCAGUCCAGUCCAGGAAUAAUCCCGCAGGAUAAAGUAAUUAUAGAAUGUUAAUACAUUUGUGUAAACACUGUAGCAGUGUCUAGUGGUUUUGUUGUCUUGAGUAUUCGUUUUAUCUUCUGACCACCUGACACUACCAAAUGUAAACAAUAAGUUGAUCGAAAAGUAACAGUGUAUUAACAUUAAACCAAAUAGCUUUUUUACUAUUAGCGAAUUUAUUUGUAUCCUUUUCUUAGUUAAUGUUUUUAAGAAAUAAAAUACAUCUUGUUGUUAUGUAAAGAAGUUUAUUAUAAAAUACAAUAUUUUAAUGAACCAUAAUGUGAAGCCAUUCAAUCCUUCUCUGCAAUAGCGGU